Messenger RNA from Staurois parvus, 1356 nucleotides. The record is from the annotation of a GenBank genome assembly. Lineage: Eukaryota; Metazoa; Chordata; Amphibia; Anura; Ranidae.
UCCCCCAGUUAUUCGCUGCUCCAUGCAUCCAGGAAAGCAUUUAGCAAUGUUAAAGUCAGCAUAACCAACCAGUGGACCCCAUCCAGUCUAAAUGCCUCUAUGUCCAUCGUCGACCCAAACUCGACUUGGAAUGGCAGUCACCUCUUCCCCAAUACCAAUUCUGCCACCAUCUUCCUGGGCCUCCUGGACACCAUUUUCCUCUUUUCCUAUGCAGUGGGUCUGUUUAUCAGCGGGAUUAUUGGCGACCGGUUAAACAUGCGUUAUGUACUCACUUUUGGCAUGUGUUCAUCGGCUGUAACUAUGUUUGUGUUUGGCACGCUCACAGAGUGGCUGCAUUUUUAUAACAAGGUCUUCUACUGCUUCGUGUGGGUGAUAAAUGGCCUACUUCAGUCCACAGGCUGGCCCUGUGUGGUAGCUGUCAUGGGGAACUGGUUUGGAAAAUCUGGACGCGGCCUUGUAUUUGGACUCUGGAGUGCCUGCGCAUCUGUUGGGAAUAUUUUGGGAGCUUUCCUUGCAUCAUCUGUUCUAAAAUAUGGCUAUGAGUAUGCAUUCCUCGUAACAGCAUGUGUGCAGUUUGCUGGUGGUGUGAUCAUUUUCUUUGGCCUGGUGACAUCUCCCAAGGAGCUAGGUUUACCAAACGCUGGAGAACAGGAGGGUGAGACCAGAGACCAGGAGGAAGAGGCUAACCGACCGCUUAUCAGUGAGGAUAAUGAGGUGGACAGUGAUGCGAGUUAUUCUGUCCAGGCUCCGGAUACCCCCAGCACACCUAAAGCGAUCAGCUUUAUGCAAGCCUGCUGCUUACCGGGAGUGCUGCUGUAUUCUCUGGCCUACGCCUGUCUGAAGCUGGUGAAUUACUCUUUCUUCUUUUGGCUUCCCUUCUAUCUGAGCAUAAACUUCAACUGGAAAGAGGCGGAGGCAGACCAGCUGUCUAUCUGGUAUGACAUCGGAGGAAUUAUAGGAGGAACAGUCCAAGGGUUUAUCUCGGACAUCAUGCAAAAAAGAUCACCUGUCUUGGCUAUUAGUCUGGUGUGUGCAGUGGGAUCCCUAUUUGGAUACAGCCGCUCCCCAAAUAACAAGCCCUUGAAUGCUUUCUUAAUGGCAAUCACUGGCUUUUUCAUUGGCGGUCCCUCAAACAUGAUCAGCUCGGCAAUCUCUGCAGACCUGGGCCGACAGGAAAUGGUUAGAGGCAGCAGUGAGGCACUAGCUACGGUAACCGGCAUUGUGGAUGGAACUGGAAGCAUGGGAGCUGCUGUGGGCCAAGUUCUGGUGUCAGUGAUCCAGGGAGGACUGAGCUGGAUGUGGGUCUUUUAUUUCUUCAUUCUUAUGGUAAGAUCCAAUCGCGCACAGCAGAGCUGA